CAUCGCGAGACGGCCAAGUAGACCACGGGAUCUAGAGCUGGCUCGUCAAUCAUGUCCGUCGCUCUCCUUAUGAUCGAGAGCGCUUCUUGCUAUACGGCGAUCGUCGUUAUCUCGCAAAUCACCUACGCCACCGGUCACGUCUCGAACUACUUCUUUACUGACUGCAUCCCUUCCGUGUCCGCGCUCGCCGCAGUCCUUGUGCACGCACGUGCAGUACUCGGUAAGGUCGUGAAGAUCGACUCGGUGGCGGGGCAUCGGAGUCCGCGAGCGCGAAUGAACGCAGGGUUGGCAUGGAAUCGUGCGCUCGAGACUGAUGGUGCGGGUUGAGCGGAGCGCGCCGGUCGUCUGCGAACGAGUUUGACGCCGUCCUUGGCCUCGUUCGAAGUGGGGGAGGGAUUAGCACAGUCGACGACUGCUGUCUGAUCAGCACCCCUCCUAAUCGCACCACAUAUUUUAAUUGUGUCUUGUCAAAUCACACAACGAAGCUCGAUCGUGGCGGCCGAGGCACUCAGCAUCUAUAAAGGCAACUCACAAGCUCACGAGAAGGUGCAGGAACAUAUCA
Messenger RNA from Schizophyllum commune H4-8, 562 nucleotides. RefSeq lists its product as uncharacterized. The coding region runs from base 52 to 327 and encodes 91 amino acids. Lineage: Eukaryota; Fungi; Basidiomycota; Agaricomycetes; Agaricales; Schizophyllaceae. The record is from RefSeq and is a predicted model, not a curated record. The transcript is spliced from 3 exons.